Erythranthe guttata (spotted monkey flower) is the source of this 1145-nucleotide messenger RNA. Its product is annotated as aluminum induced protein with YGL and LRDR motifs. The record is from RefSeq and is a predicted model, not a curated record. NCBI's taxonomy places the organism in Eukaryota, Viridiplantae, Streptophyta, Magnoliopsida, Lamiales, Phrymaceae.
CAAAAAAAUAAUUCAGUCACCAUCUCCAUUUUCUUUUUAUAACCUAGCAUAAGAAAUAAAAAAAAAAAAAAAAAAAGAAAAGAAUGUUGGCAAUAUUUCACAAGGCGUUCGCGCAUCCACCGGAAGAACUAAAAAGCCCGGCAUCCCACAAACAAUCCAAGAAACCAAAGCUGCCGGACGAAACCCUACAAGAAUUCCUCUCCACCCACCCCGCCACCACCACCUUCUCCAUGAACUUCGGCGACGCCGCCGUGCUCGCCUACGUCAGCCCCGCCGACAACGACCACCACUCCUUCCUCCACCACCACAACAACCAGAGGCUGUUCUGUGGGUACGAUGAUAUAUACUGUCUGUUCAUGGGGAGCCUGAACAACCUGUGCGCACAGAUCAAGCAGUACGGACUGUCGAGAACCGCCAACGAGGCUAUGCUCGUUAUCGAAGCUUACCGUACGCUGCGGGACCGCGGCCCUUACCCCGCCGACCAGGUUAUUAAGGAUCUUGACGGCAGCUUUGCUUUUGUUGUCUACGACAGUAAAAUUGGGACUGUUUUUACUGCUCUGGGUUCUGAUGGUGGAGUGAAGUUGUACUGGGGUAUAGCUGCUGAUGGCUCUGUUGUAAUUUCUGAUGAUUUGGGGGUUAUUAAAGCUGGCUGUGCCAAAUCGUUUGCUCCAUUUCCAGCUGGGUGCAUAUUUCAUAGUGAAUCUGGUUUAAUGAGCUUUGAGCAUCCGAUGAAUAAGCUGAGGGCAAUGCCGAGGGUGGAUAGUGAAGGGGUGAUGUGUGGUGCUAAUUUCAAGGUUGAUUUGUAUUCCAGGGUUAACAGCAUUCCACGUGUCGGGAGUGAGGCUAAUUGGGUUGAUUGGAAUAAUGCUAAUUAAUUAUUUUUUUAGUUAAUUAGCCUUUGAUUUGGUCUCUUUGAUAUUUAUCAAGAUAUAUCAUGUAUUGAUCAUGAACAAUUUACCAGGUUUUUGUUUCAUUUGAUCUUUGUUUUCCUUUCUUUAAUUUGUUUUUUCUUGUUUGUAUUUGUUGUUUCUUGCUGAACAAUUGCUCGUAAAAUGUAUAUAUUCCGCGGAAUUUGAAUUCCAUUUUGCCAAUAUUUUUUUUUGGUAUUUUUGAGCAUAUUAUUGGAAUGAAGCUUGCUGUUGUGG